AUCUCCCUAAAUAAUUAUUUAUUUAUUAUUGAUAGAAUAUAAAUAACUUAUUUUGUAAUUUUAUUUUUAAAUUUCAAUUUCAGAUGACCUUUGCCGAAAAUUUCAAACGGAUAAAGAACAUGGACUGACUCCUGAACAAGCAGCUGCUGUUCUACUAAAAACGGGACCAAAUCAACUAACUCCUUCACACAAAGUGCCUGAGUAUAUUAAAUUUAUCAAAACACUAACACAAGGUUUUUCAUUGUUAUUAUGGAUAGGUGCCGCAUUAUGUUUCACCGCUUGCCUUAUAAGAAAAGUCACAACCCUAGAAACAGAUACGGACAAUCUUAUAUUAGGAUUAGUGCUUGUUGUAGUCGUUGUUGUUACUGGAUGUUUUAUGUUUUCCCAAGAACACAAAAGUCAAAAGAUUAUGGAAUCUUUCGCAAAUAUGGUUCCUCCGAAAGCAACUGUGAUACGAGGAGGUGAAACAAUAACUAUAGUUUCUAAAGACAUUGUAAUUGGAGAUCUGGUUGAAAUGAAAUUUGGAGAUCGCAUACCAGCUGAUAUUAGAAUAAUCCACAGUCAAGGCUUUAAGGUCGACAACUCAGCUUUAACUGGGGAAUCAGAACCGCAAUAUCGAGGCACUGAAUGUUCAAGUGAUAACAUCUUGGAGACCAAAAAUUUUGCCUUUUUUUCAACUAACGCUGUAGAAGGAACUGCAAAAGGCAUUGUUUGUGAAACCGGCGAUCGCACAGUCAUGGGAAGAAUAGCGGGUCUCACUGCUCGUCUCCAACCGAAUAAAACACCAAUCGCUAAGGAACUAGAACACUUCAUGAAGAUCAUCAGUGUCUGGGCAUGUUUCCUUGGUUUCGUCUUUGGAUCAGCAGCUCUAGCCAUGAACUAUUCUUGGAUAGAAGCAUCUCUAUUUUUGAUUGGUAUCAUCGUAGCAAACGUUCCCGAAGGUCUUCUUGCAACUGUAACCGUCUGUCUAUCUGUAACCGCAAAAAGAAUGGCUGCCAAAAAUUGCUUGGUGAAGAAUCUUGAAGCUGUCGAAACUUUGGGCUCGACUUCGAUUAUUUGUUCGGACAAAACGGGUACCCUUACUCAGAAUAAAAUGACGGUGUGUCACUUUUGGUGCGAUAAAAAGAUUAUGAACGCAGAUUCCACUAUACAACAGGAUCUUGCAAAAGAUUACAACAAAUCAGAAGGUUUCCAAACGUUAAUGCGAUGUGCUACUCUCUGCAACAGAGCGGAAUUCGUUCAUGGCGAAGAAAAUAAACCUGUCUCCUCCAGACUGGUCAGAGGAGAUGCCUCUGAGGAAGCCAUUUUGAAAUUCGUCGAGCUGACUCACAUUCAUGGUAAUCCAACAGAUUUCAGACACAACAAUCCUAAAUUAUUGGAGAUACCUUUUAGUUCGGUCACUAAAUAUCAAAUCAGUAUCCACGGAAUGGAAGACGGAAGUUGUCUUAUGGUAAUGAAAGGUGCACCAGAGAGAAUUCUAGCUCGUUGUUCCAAGAUGUACACCGCUAAAGGUACUGAAGAAAUGACAGAUGAAAUGAGAAUGAUCUGUGAUAGAGCCAUGACGGAACUCGCGGAAAAAGGAGAAAGAGUUCUUGGUUUUGCUGAUUUGAUGUUGGAUCGUAAACAGUACAACAAAGACUUUAAGUUUUGUGCCGAACCACCAAAUUUUCCCAGAAAGGAUCUGAGAUUCGUCGGUUUUAUGUCGUUGAUCGACCCUCCAAGGCCUCAAGUACCAGAUGCUGUUGAGAGGUGCAGAAGUGCCGGAAUUAGAGUUAUUAUGGUCACUGGAGAUCAUCCAAUCACUGCUAAGGCUAUUGCCAAACAGGUUGGAAUAUUAAAAUCCAAAGAAGUAAUAGACGCUUUCAGUAUCAACGUCAUAGAAACUUUGCCUCCGAAUAUUAAAGAUAAGGCGAUUGUCAUUCAUGGAUCGGCUUUAAGGGACGCCACAAACCAAGAGCUGGAUAACAUUCUCUAUAACUUUAGGGAAAUUGUAUUCGCUAGGACUUCGCCCACCCAAAAGCUACAUAUUGUUGAAGGAUGUCAAAGAUUAGGAGACAUUGUUGCUGUUACCGGAGACGGUGUUAAUGACGCCCCAGCUCUUAAGAAAGCCGACAUAGGUAUAGCCAUGGGUAUUUCCGGUUCGGAAGUGUCCCAACAGUCCGCCGAUAUGAUUCUACUAGAUGAUAAUUUCGCAUCUAUCAUCACUGGCGUAGAAGAAGGGAGAAGGAUUUUUGAUAACCUGAAGAAAUCUAUUGCGUACACUUUGGCUUCAAAUGUUCCAGAAAUUUUGCCUUUCUUGGGUUUUGUACUUCUCAACAUUCCACUUCCAUUAGGUGUUAUGGCUAUAUUGUGUAUAGAUUUGCUAACAGACAUGUUGCCCGCUAUCAGUUUAGCCUAUGAAAAUGCAGAAAGCGAUAUCAUGAGUCGUCCGCCGAGAAAUCCAAAAAAAGACAAAUUAGUCACAAGAAAAUUGUACUUUUUGGCGUACGGACACAUCGGCUUGAUAGAGGCCGUGGGUGGAUUCUUCGUUUAUUUCGCAAUUAUGGCUGAAAAUGGAUUCUAUCCCCGCAGACUAUUUGGUCUUCGCGAGGAAUGGGACUCCGAAAAAGUAAACGAUCUGAUGGAUUCGUUUGGACAGGAAUGGACAUAUGAGCAUAGAAAGGAACUAGAAUAUACGUGCUACACUGCUUUUAUGAUUUCUGUAGUAGUUACUCAAUGGGCUGAUUUAAUUGUGUGCAAGACAAGAGUCAAUUCGAUUUUCAAGCAAGGUUUGGGGAAUAUGAUUCUAAAUAUAAGUUUAAUUUUUGAAACUGUAGUAGCCUGCAUGUUAUCCUAUAUUCCAGGGAUGUAUUAUCUGAAGUUCUAUCCCAUUCUGUUUCGAUGGUGGUGCUACUCAUUUCCCUUUGCAAUUUUCAUCUUUAUCUUUGACGAAUUUAGAAAAUGGCGUCUCAGGAAGAAUCCAGAUGGAUGGUAUCGCAGAGAGACUUACUACUAA
This is a messenger RNA of Psylliodes chrysocephalus, 2995 nucleotides long. The record is from the annotation of a GenBank genome assembly. Lineage: Eukaryota; Metazoa; Arthropoda; Insecta; Coleoptera; Chrysomelidae.